AUGAACAUCGAAAAACCGCCAUGGAUGUCCCAGGAGGACUAUGACAAGCAGUAUGGAAAAAUUUCGCAAGAUUUGGCUGGCAGGAGAAAGACCCCUGGUUCUACAAUCACUGCAGAUUUGGGGAAGACAGCGUCUUCUGAAACGGCCAUUGCAACUACGUUGAAUAACAGUACCGCCAUCACCAACGAUGCAGCUUCUCCGCCUCCUUCCACACCUUUGAACCAAGAAGGGGACGUAAACGAUGCCAAGCAAAGGUCGGACUCAACUACCGAAGCUGAUAAACCAGUUUACAAGAUUCACAAGCGCAGACACGAACGCUACGAUCAGGAUGAAAGGAAGCAGAAAGCGGAGAGACAACGAUUGCGAGAUGAACAACUGAAGAACCAUGAAAUCCAGAUGGCCGCCAACAGGACCAUAAACGUCGAUCAAAUCGUUAGAGAGCAUUACAACGAGAGAACUUUUAUUGCCAACAAGGCCAGAAGACAUCUGUCCCCUAUCUUGAAACUGCGUAAUUUCAACAAUGCAAUCAAGUACAUGUUAAUCGAAAAGUAUACAAAAAGGGGGGACGUUGUUUUAGAACUAGCCUGCGGUAAAGGUGGUGAUCUGAGAAAGUACGGCAACGUCGGCAUAUCUCAAUUCAUUGGUAUCGAUAUCUCGAAUGCAUCAAUUCAGGAGGCUCAUAAAAGAUAUAGAAGUAUGAGAAAUUUGGCCUAUCAAGUAAUCCUAAUUACUGGGGAUUGUUUUGGCGAAUCGCUUGGUGUCGCUGUUGAACCGUUCCCAGAUUGUAGGUUUCCUUGUGAUGUAGUUUCAACGCAAUUUUGUCUUCACUACGCAUUUGAAACGGAAGAAAAGGCAAGAAGAACGAUCCUAAAUGUAUCCAAAUCUUUGAAAGUUGGUGGGUACUUUUUUGGCACCAUCCCUGACUCAGAGUUUAUUCGUUACAAGUUGAAUAAAUUCCCGCCAGAGGUGGAAACUCCGUCCUGGGGGAACUCCAUCUACAAAGUCACAUUUGCUAACAACGAAUAUGCGAAAAAUGCUAAGGAGUUUCCUUCCCCAUACGGUCAAAUGUACACAUAUUGGUUAGAGGAUGCCAUUGACAAUGUUCCUGAAUAUGUUGUGCCCUUUGAAACACUUCGAAGUUUGGCUGAUGAAUAUGGUCUAGAGCUAGUACUACAAAUGCCCUUCAACAAAUUCUUUGUGCAGGAAAUUCCGCACUGGAUGAACAGAUUUUCGCCACGAAUGUUGGAUGGACUGCAAAGAUCUGAUGGGAAAUUCGGUGUUGAAGGCGACGAAAAGGAGGCUGCAUCAUACUUUUAUACCGUGUUUGCAUUCUGUAAAAAGAGGAAUGUCGACAGUUGA
Messenger RNA from Huiozyma naganishii CBS 8797, 1359 nucleotides. RefSeq names its product mRNA (guanine-N7)-methyltransferase (gene ABD1). Gene Ontology annotation, cellular component: nucleus. The transcript has a single exon. Gene Ontology annotation, molecular function: mRNA 5'-cap (guanine-N7-)-methyltransferase activity. Bases 1 to 1359 code for a protein of 452 amino acids. NCBI's taxonomy places the organism in Eukaryota, Fungi, Ascomycota, Saccharomycetes, Saccharomycetales, Saccharomycetaceae. Gene Ontology annotation, biological process: 7-methylguanosine mRNA capping. The record is from RefSeq and is a predicted model, not a curated record.